GAUCAAUGAACCGCAUGGUUUCCUAUGAUUUGAUCGAUAGAGUCUUGACUGUCAGCUUAGAUCGAUCAUCCAUUGAACUGUGAUGAUGCUCAUUUGGACCAUAAUAUGCUGGAUAUAUCUAGCACGAAAGCUAUCGUCGUAUCUACCAAUUUUUCCAUUCCCUCAUAUCCAUCCUCGAACAGCAGUAUGAACCGUGUCUCGAAUGAUCCCAGAUGGUGGCCGGCCAUCAAUGGGACUCUCAUCUAUAGCUACUUUGCAGUUGCUUCUUCUGCUGGGGUAAUAUACGAUUGGGCACUGACAUUUGGACAAGAGGUCGAACUCGUCUGGAGGCAACGAUGGUCGCUGAUAACCCUUCUGUAUCUUAGUGUGCGCUAUUUUGGAAUUUUAUUUGUCGUCAUCAACAUACUGUACAAUGUUCCGACAAUUUCGAUGACGGAUACAGGGUGAGUGAGAUCCUCGAUUGGUCUGCUAGUCCAAUAUGAUAAUAAUCAUAAUAACCACAGCUGUGAGUUUGUAUCGAGCGCGUAAUCCUG
This is a messenger RNA of Suillus plorans, 533 nucleotides long. RefSeq lists its product as uncharacterized. The coding region runs from base 106 to 447 and encodes 113 amino acids. NCBI's taxonomy places the organism in Eukaryota, Fungi, Basidiomycota, Agaricomycetes, Boletales, Suillaceae. The transcript has 10 exons. The record is from RefSeq and is a predicted model, not a curated record.